This is a messenger RNA of Bipolaris victoriae FI3, 885 nucleotides long. RefSeq lists its product as hypothetical. The coding region runs from base 1 to 885 and encodes 294 amino acids. The transcript has 2 exons. The record is from RefSeq and is a predicted model, not a curated record. Lineage: Eukaryota; Fungi; Ascomycota; Dothideomycetes; Pleosporales; Pleosporaceae.
AUGACACUUGAGCACUCCUCCUCAGGCCGGACAUACAUCCUCCAUGCCAACGGCCAAAAGUCCCACUACGUCCUCAAUGACUUCACUGACCCCUGGAAGCCCCACGAAACAAUUCUUAUCCAACACGGAUUCGGCCGCCACUCAGCAUUCUGGUACCACUGGAUCCCAGCGCUAUCCCGCCACUACCGGGUUGUAAGACGAGAUCUGCGAGGACACGGGUACUCUAGUUAUCCCGGGCAAAAACAAACCGACUACGUAUAUAAUGUCGACACGAUCAUCGGGGAGAUAAUAGAUACGCUAGAUCAACUUGGAUUGCAAAAAGUGCAUUUUCUGGGAGAAUCAACGUCGGGAAUAUUGGGUGAGAUACUUGCUGCAAGGCAUCCAGAGCGGUUGCUCAGUUUGACUGUAUGCUCGUCGCCCACGCAUUUGCCGCCGCCUGCGCUGCAGAUGUUUGCUUUCGGCCACAAAGAUUGGCCUACUGCGUGUCGACAGCUAGGGGCGCGCGGGUGGACUGAAGCGCUGGCGCGGGUACCGGGCACGAUUCCCAUUUCAGAUAGUGAGUAUUUGCCAUGGUAUCUGGGGCAAGUGGAGGUUAGCGAUGGUGAAGGGUUGGCGCAGUAUGCGGAGUUUUUGUCUACGCUGGAUGCGAGGCCGUGGUUAGAGAGGAUUAAGGUAUCGACACUGAUAUUGAGUCCAACACACAGUGCGGCUAUCAAGGUUGAGGAUAUGAAGGCUCUCAGAGACACGAUUCCGGGAAGUCAGUUGGUACCGAUAUCCGAACCUGGGCAUGAGAUUUAUGUGACAGCAGCGGAAGAGUGUCAGCAAGCGUUUCUGGGCUUCUUGGAAGGGUUGAAGAAGAAGAAUCACAUUGCUAAGCUAAGUUAA